GGUACCGGCUCGGAGCUCCGAGCUGGGCGGCACGGCCCCAGAAGGCAGCGAGGCCGGGCGGCCCCGGCCCGCGCCCCCCCGCCAGGCCCACCAUGCAGGGCCCAGCCGGGAACGCGAGCCGCGGACUGCCGGGCGGGCCGCCCUCCACCGUGGCGCCCGGGGCGGGCCGCUGCGAGAGCGGCGCGCUCAUGCACAGUUUCGGCAUCUUCCUGCAGGGUCUGCUCGGCGUCGUGGCCUUCAGCACGUUGAUGCUUAAACGUUUCAGAGAACCAAAGCAUGAAAGAAGGCCAUGGAGGAUAUGGUUUUUAGAUACUUCCAAACAAGCCAUAGGAAUGCUGUUCAUUCACUUUGCAAACGUAUACCUGGCAGAUCUCACGGAAGAGGACCCUUGUUCACUGUACCUCAUCAAUUUCCUCUUGGAUGCUACUGUGGGCAUGCUGCUCAUCUACGUGGGCGUGCGUGCUGUCAGCGUCCUGGUGGAGUGGCAGCAGUGGGAGUCUCUGCGUUUUGGCGAAUAUGGAGACCCUCUGCAGUGCGGAGCCUGGGUUGGGCAGUGCGCUCUUUACAUCGUGAUCAUGAUCUUUGAAAAAUCUGUCGUCUUCAUUGUUCUCCUAAUACUUCAGUGGAAAAAGGUGGCCCUAUUGAAUCCCAUUGAAAACCCAGACCUGAAACUGGCCAUCGUCAUGCUGAUCGUCCCCUUUUUUGUCAACGCUUUGAUGUUUUGGGUCGUGGACAAUUUCCUCAUGAGAAAAGGGAGGACGAAAGCUAAGCUAGAAGAAAGAGGAGCCAACCAGGACUCAAGGAAUGGGAGCAAGGUCCGCUAUAGAAGGGCCGCAUCUCAUGAGGAGUCAGAGUCUGAGAUCCUGAUCUCAGCCGACGAUGAGAUGGAGGAGUCCGACGUGGAGGAGGACCUCCGGAGGCUGACCCCGCUGAAGCCUGCGAAGAAGAAGAAGCACCGCUUCGGACUGCCCGUAUGACAGCCCGCGCGGGGGCAGGGGCGGCACCCAGCCAGCUGCCGGGUCCGCAGGGGCCGCUCUGCCGUCGUCCCUUCCUCCUCUCUCUGCCCCCUCUUCUACCUCCACCCCUCUUGCUGUCUCUGCCCACUCCCAGACUACUGUGACUCGAGAGAGGGCUGACGAGCAGCGCCGAGGGGUCGUGGCAGCCGGCGGUCCCCACUCAGUUGCACUACAAACACUGACCAAAUAUGCAAG
Molecule: messenger RNA, 1211 nt
Organism: Condylura cristata (star-nosed mole)
Lineage: Eukaryota; Metazoa; Chordata; Mammalia; Eulipotyphla; Talpidae
Product: transmembrane protein 110
Exons: 8
Coding region: 93-977 (294 amino acids)
Biological process (GO): activation of store-operated calcium channel activity
Cellular component (GO): membrane; cortical endoplasmic reticulum
Molecular function (GO): calcium channel regulator activity
Source: RefSeq, a predicted model, not a curated record